CAGCAGUCUCUUCGCCGUCAUCCGCGACAAUGCCCCGCACGCUGGGUUGGCGACCUUCCCGAUUGAUCCAGGUCCGCCGUCCUAUCGCCGCCAUCACUCGUCCGACAAAACCAUUCUUCUCCCCGCCGGCUUCUGUCUCCCCUUUCUCCCUCACCAAAACAUACCUGACCGAGUCGAUCCGCGCCCACCAAGCUCGCAAAAUGGCUCCCCAACUCGACAGCUACUUCCAAAAGGUGGACUCCCUGUCGGACCACUUCAUCGACCGCCUGCGCCAGGCCGUCGCCAUCCCCUCCAUCUCGUCCGAGGCUGCCCGCCGUCCCGAUGUCGUCCGCAUGGGCCAGUGGCUCGCCGAUGAGCUGACCAAGCUGGGCGCCACCGUCGAGCUCCGUCCUCUCGGCAAGCAGGAGGGCACCGACCUCGAUCUCCCUCCCGUCGUCCUUGCCCGCUACGGCAACGACAAGAACAAGCGCACCAUCCUCGUCUACGGCCACUACGACGUCCAGCCCGCCGAGAAGAGCGACGGCUGGGACACGGAGCCCUUUGACCUGACCGUCAAGGAGGACGGGCGUAUGUGCGGCCGUGGUGCCACCGAUGACAAGGGCCCCGUCCUGGGCUGGCUCAACGCCAUUGAGGCUCACAAGGCCGCCGGCGUUGACUUCCCCGUCAACCUCCUCAUGUGCUUCGAGGGCAUGGAGGAGUACGGCUCGGACGGUCUCGAGGAGCUCGUCAUGGCUGAGGGCAAAAAGUACUUUGCCGAUGCCGACGCCGUUUGCAUCAGCGACAACUACUGGCUCGGCACCGAGCGUCCCUGCCUGACCUACGGUCUCCGUGGCUGCAACUACUACAGCGUCGAGGUUUCCGGCCCCGGUGCCGAUCUUCACUCUGGUGUCUUUGGCGGUACCGCCCAGGAGCCCAUGACCGACCUCGUCCGCAUCCUUGCCUCGCUUGUCGACACCGACGGCAAGAUCCAGAUCAAGGGCAUUGCCGAGCAGGUCGCCCCCGUGACCCCCGAGGAGGAUGGUUUGUACGACGACAUUGCCUUCACCAUGGAGACCCUCCACGAGUCGCUCGGUAGCAAGACCACCAUCUUCGAGGACAAGAAGAAGACCCUCAUGGCCCGCUGGCGCUUCCCUUCCCUGUCCAUCCACGGUGUCGAGGGUGCCUUUUCCAACCCUGGAGCCAAGACCGUCAUUCCCGCCAAGGUCAUCGGCAAGUUCUCGAUCCGCACCGUGCCCGACAUGGAGAUUGAGAAGACCAACCAGUGCGUGUACGAUCACGUCAACGAGGUGUUCAAGAAGCUCGGCUCCAAGAACACCAUGAAGGUGUAUGCCCAGCACUGCGGCAAGUGGUGGAAGGCCAGCCCCAACCACUGGAACUUUGCCGCUGCUGCCAAGGCUACCGAGCGUGUCUGGGGCAUGAAGCCCGAUUUCACUCGCGAGGGUGGUUCCAUUCCGAUUACCCUGACUUUCGAGGAGGCUACUGGCAAGAACGUUCUUUUGCUGCCCAUGGGCAGCUCCACCGACGGUGCUCACUCCAUCAAUGAGAAGCUUGACAAGAAGAACUACAUUGAGGGCAUCAAGCUCUUGGGUGCCUAUCUGCACUACGUUGCUGAGGAGCCCAUGAACGCUUAAGCGGGAGUGGUUGCGGUUGGGAGGAGUAGCAGCAUGGAGUGCGGCGUCAUGCGAGGACGGUCAUGUAGGACACAUUUCGUGUCAGUGGAUGAUGUUGGAAAGUAGUCAAUUAGUUCAGUUCGAAAUACCCAUUAUGUGAUACCAGUU
Messenger RNA from Neurospora hispaniola, 1778 nucleotides. RefSeq lists its product as uncharacterized. Bases 30 to 1631 code for a protein of 533 amino acids. The transcript has a single exon. The record is from RefSeq and is a predicted model, not a curated record. NCBI's taxonomy places the organism in Eukaryota, Fungi, Ascomycota, Sordariomycetes, Sordariales, Sordariaceae. Gene Ontology annotation, molecular function: metallodipeptidase activity. Gene Ontology annotation, biological process: proteolysis.